UCGCUGAGUGGAGUCUUUUCGUUCUACCGUUUUUAUAACAGGAAGUUCAAAGCCGGAGACGGUUGAUCAGGAUGCCAGAGGCAAUGGCGGACGGUGGGAGGAGGCUCGUGACGAUUGAUGAUCUCAUCGAUGCAUUGGACAAGCGCGAGAGGGCGCCAAGCAAUAUCCCAAAGGUUGAGACAUUUCACUUCAAGCGGGAUCGGGUAUCUGACUGGUUGGAUCUGACAGAGCAGGUGUUGGUGGGGCUGUCAGAUGAGGUCAAGCUCCAGCGGGUCCUGAGGUACGUCCUGCAUAGUCACCAUCGGGAAGUAAGUAAGGUCGUGGAUGCCGCCGGGGGCAGUUGGACAAAGUUUGGGGACCCAAUGCGAAGGAAGUAUAGGCUGGGGGAUGGCCUGUUAACCAUGGCCAACUUGGAGGCCAUGAACAAGGAAGACUUUUCUACCAUUGGGGCGUUCGUGCACGAAUUUAAGGAAAAGGCGAGGAAAGUGCACGGGAUUUCUGAGGAGGCGCAGUGCGCCACAUUUUUGGGGCUGCUUACAGGCUCGGAGGCCACAGAGCUGACCAAGUAUGGGGAAGGGAGCGAGAGGCUCACCUGGGCAACCAUUGACAAGGGAGUGGAAGAAGGGAGCCUGGACCAGGUGGAGCAGCACCAAAUGAGGCUGCAAAGGCGCAAGAGGAAGGAGAGGGAUGCUACCGCAUCCGGGACCCCGGGGGUGAAGAGAAUUGUUACGGACGUGUUGGCGGUACUGGGGUAUGAUAACGAAGCAGAGAUACAGAAAAGAGGGGUGCUAAUGGCCCAAGGCCGGGCGUCAGGGGCAGUGGAUGAGGAGGCUGGGCAAGAAGACUACGGCGGAGGGGAGACGGGCUCCCAAACUAGGGGCCAAAGCAAGGCUACCGCUAGUCAAGGACCCGGCCAGGCACCUGGCCGGGCGCCUCCUCGAAUGGAACCAGAGCCUGAACGAAGGAAAGAGGUGGUGGAGGUUCAGGAGGAGGAAGAGGAGGGUGAUGACGAAGGGGAUGAGAGGCUCCGGCAGGAGGAGGACCAGCGAGCCGAGCAGAGGGCCAAGAAGAGAGGAAUUCAGGGAGGGGCGAAGCCAAGCCUGCACGAUGGCGUGCCAAAAAGGAAGAAGUACGCAGUCCGGCUGGAGGAAGGUUUUGACGUGGAGCGAAUGGUGGAUAAGCUCCUGGAGGGCCACAACGAUUUGAUGAAUCUAAAAGACAUCUUGGCGUCGGCACCGAGGCUCCGUGGCGAGUUGAAAGGGCGGCUCUCGCGAAGGUUAGUGCCCAACGUCCACCUGAGCUCAACUCUGCCCAGGGAGAUAGAGUGGACAGAGGCGGGCACCAGGAUGGACAGGAAGUGUGUGGCAUGUAUGUUGGUGGAUCUGAAUGUGAGAGACCAGCCGAGCAUCGCAAUGGUGGACACGGGCGUUGAGAUGAAUAUCAUCCGGGAGCGGGACACGACCAUGUUAGGGCUGGAAGUUGACCAUUCGGACCAUGGCGUGCUGCAUGGCGCCAACUGCAAGGCCAUUUUCUGCGGCACUGCGUCGAAUGUGAUGGUGGAGAUCGGGAGGGUAAGGGCGCGAACGUGCUUCUUCAUCAUGCCUGAUGUCGACCACCCUAUCCUUCUAGGGAGGUCGUUCCUCUGCCGAACAGAGACCUUGGUCUUCAACACUUAUGAGAGGACGAUGAUCCUGGCUCUAUCCGAUCCGACCUGCGGGAAUUACGAGAUUAUUAAGUGCCGAAACACAGGGCCCGGAAGUGCGAGGAAUAGGCUCAACCUCGGCUCCUUCACCUUCAAAGAGUCUGAGUACGCGCGACCAAGACUCCGGGGGGAGCAAGAGGAGGAAGGAACGGGUGAGGUAUUGUCCCUGAGCCUUAACGAUGUGAAUAAGGCAAUGGAGGUGGUGGCGACGCAUGAUAUGGCGGACCCUGAACCUAUAAAGGCAUUGAGGGAGCAGGUCCUAGAGAACCCUCAGGUGGGAGAAGUGGAACUGAUCUAUUUGCUUCCAGGAAGGAAACGGGACCCUGCGAUGGCCCAGGCCCGAACGACAAGUCAACCUUUUUUAGGGGAGGGCUUAAGCAGGGCUCCCAAAGGCUGGUCGUGCCGUAUUAAUGACGAGAACGAGGAGGAGCUGAUAAUUGGCGAGCCUGGCUUCCUUUCGCCCCAGGAGAGGACCUUGAUGGUGGAGACCAUGAAGAGGUGGCAUUGCGCGUAUGCGUUUAAUGGCGACGAGCGUGGAAGGUUGGACGUGGAUAAGAUUCUAAUGAUACGAAUCCAUACCGUCCCGCACGAGCCGUGGAACCUGAGGGGCGAGCGAUAUCCGAACCCGGACGAGGAGAGGAAGGUGGUGGCCUACCUGGACGGAAAGAUGCGAACGUACGUGGCAGACUACUCUAGUGGGCUGUAUGCUUCCCCUUGGUUUUAUUUUAUUAAGCCAAACGGGACGUUACGGCACAUGAUUAGGGUCAUGCAGACGGUUAGUCCACAUAUCACUCAGCCCUACAUUGACGAUUUGGUGGUCAAGGGUCCAAAGGAGAAGGAGGAAGACGAAGUGAUGCCGGGAGUGAGGAGAUUCGUCUGGAAGCACAUCCAGGAUAUUGAUCAGGUUCUUGGUCUGCUGGAAGAACACAACACGACGGCAAGUGGCCCCAAGUCGAAGCAUUGUAUGAGGGAAGCCACAAUUCUAGGCUUUGUCUGCAACGAGAAAGGGCAGAGGCCAGAUGUGAAGAAGACGGACAAGAUCCUAGAGUGGCCAGUCCCCUUCCAGUCGAUAACGGACGUGAGGAGCUUCCUUGGGACCUGCGGGUUUUUGAGGCGUUUUGUGAAGGACUUCGCCACCGAGACAGAGCAUUUGAGGAAGAUGGUGCGUCAAGAUCAGGAAUGGGUCUGGGGCAAGGACCAGGAAAAGGUUGUCGAGAGGAUGAAGGGAGAAUUCAAGGAAGGAGGCUUAGUGCUGGGAGCGCCAAAUUAUGAGGCUACGGAGAAAAAGGACUUUUGUUGUCGGGACGGACCCUGGGCCAACUGCCUUGGGAGGGGUCCUGAUUCAGACAGAUGCGGAUGGGAAGGAGAGGCCGCUAAGGGGCCCGAGAGGGCAGCAGGAGGGGACGAGCAGCAUGAGCCACCUAGGCGGGAGCCUACGCCCGAGUUCGACGACGAUAACAUAGAGUUUUUCCUGGACGUAUAUCGGGAUCAUGCGGCACAGAGAGGGUGGUCAGUGGCGGAGAGGAUCCACCACUUGAAGGGCAUAGGGCGGUUUGAGGAGCCUGUCGCUCAGAUAUGUGAGGAGGCCCUGACUUGGCCGGACGUGGAGGCCGGGAUGCAGAGGUUGAGAGCUUCCCCUAGGGGGCGCGAUGGCAUGCCCAUUCAAUUGGAGGAGGGGAACGCGAAGGAGUUCAUUCCCGCAUAUGAGCAUUACAUGUUGAAUCAGGGGAUUGCGCGGGAGGAGUGGGUGCAGGCCCUACUUAUCUGGACGAGGGGGGCAGAGAGGCCGGUGGCCAAACAGAUUCGGGAGAGGGCUCGAGAUUGGGAGGAAUGUCAGGCCCAGCUCAGGAGGGCGUUCGGACAGCCAGAGCGCGAGAGGCACGAGCCCAGGGUCGAGAGGCGACGGUGGAGUAAGAGGCCAAGGGAGCCGGCACCGCGAGAGGUGGGGCUGGCCAGAGAGAGGAGGGCCCCAGCACAGCGGGAGGAUGAGCCCGUAGGGCCCGCACUGGCAGAGGAGUCGUUCCCAGCUUGUGGCCUCCGGGCAGUUGAGUUUCGGCGGAUUACGAGCGAAGAGUUGAGAUCGUCCUCACCGUUGCCAUCAGCGCAGGAGCUGUACAUAUCAAGAGAGACACCAUUCCGAAGCUUAGCGGCUCAUCUUGAUGUAUCUCAAUGGGAGGCCUUACGAUUGGGGGAGGGCUCAGUUGAGCUGACGGGCUAUGUGUCGUUGGAGGAGCCUUUGGACCUCGAGACGGAGACGGGCAGGCAAGACCGAGAGGAGCCCCUGGAUCCUGAGAUGGCAGCCGAGCAGCCGGAUCCGGUACGACCUCAGGGCGAGGAGGUGAUCACGGUCGGAGACGAUACCCCUCCAUGCUCCCCAGUUUCGGACCCAACACAACAUUCAUGGUCAGAGAGGAUUCCUGAGCGAGGCAGCGAGGAGAUUCCGGAGUUUUCCCCUGAAGCCACCGCUAUGCUUGAAAAGGAGGCAGAGGCGGAGGGUCAGGGAGUGUGUGAGAGAGCGAGGGUGGAGGCGCCCCUUGACUUGCCAUGGGCCACGCACGUGACCAAGAGCCCAGUUAUCGAGGAGCCUUUUCCAGCGGAGUUACCGCUAGCAGUGCCAUGCACGAACGAGGGGAUGGGGGCUGAGGCGUCGAAUCCGGAAGGCCAGGGGCCGCGAGUAAGAAGAACCCUAAGGGAGACCCGUGAAGAGAAGUCCGCCCGAGUGUGGGUCCGUCUGGAUGAGAUACACGCGAGGCAGGCUGAGAUGGAGGCAGCAGGAAUAGAGCCGACACCGCCGGUCGAGCCAGAGACGAGUGAGCAGAGGAUCGACGAGUUGUGGGCCAGGUAUGAGAGCCAGAGGGAUGCAGCCCGCCAAAGGUCACGAGAGACGGGACAGGCGGACGAGGGGGCGGGUGAGCUGAGAGAGAUGGGGGACUUGGGGUUCUCCGCGACCAGGCAGGCGAUUGAGCGCAUAGAUCGAAGGAUAUGCGAGACGGCAGAGGGGCCUCAGAGACUCAGCGCUCCAGAGCAUGCCCCGAGGUUGGGAGAGCUGAAGGUGGAGCUGGGCUCCUGGGCCACGGAGAUGGACUCAGGAGGGCCUGACUCGCGGCAACAGCAGCAGCAGGAGGUCAUGAGUGAGCCCAGCGCCAUGGUGGGCUCUCAGCCAUCAGGAUCAUGCGGGGAUGAGGCGGUGGUUGUGAUAGAGAGGGCUCAUAAGGAGGGACCCCGAGAGUUGGAUACGCCAGGCUGCAGACCAGUGAGCACAACCGUACGAGGGGGUGAGGGUGCUGAGGCUAUCGAGCCUGAACCUCAGGGCCAUAUGGGAUUGCCCUCGUGUCAUGAGGUGACUACUGAGACCAUCGGGACGCCUUCGGCAUCGAGGUCACAUGGGAGAAAGAAGAAGACUGCCAGGUGGCACGAUAUCUCCUGCUUUUGGUGCAAGGAGGAAGGGCAUAGAGCCGUGGACUGCCCAGAGCUCCUUGAGGAUAAGGCCGGGGGAUGAGUUGCGGAGUUCAACGACAAGUUUUAUGA
Messenger RNA from Chara braunii, 5230 nucleotides. Lineage: Eukaryota; Viridiplantae; Streptophyta; Charophyceae; Charales; Characeae. The record is from the annotation of a GenBank genome assembly.